Messenger RNA from Macrosteles quadrilineatus (aster leafhopper), 6314 nucleotides. It is a transcript of the gene TBC1D23, whose product is annotated as TBC1 domain family member 23. Bases 105 to 2147 code for a protein of 680 amino acids. The transcript is spliced from 13 exons. Gene Ontology annotation, cellular component: trans-Golgi network. Lineage: Eukaryota; Metazoa; Arthropoda; Insecta; Hemiptera; Cicadellidae. Gene Ontology annotation, biological process: retrograde transport, endosome to Golgi. The record is from RefSeq and is a predicted model, not a curated record.
GCUAGCAGCUGUUUGAGCUGAAAGAAUUUCUCUGUUCUCUAGUGCUAGUGUCUGUGUAGUGUGUUAUCUUUCGUUUCAAGAAGUCUCAAAUCAAGAGAUGGAAAAUGGCAGGUGAAGAGGACGACCAGACAUGGGUUAGAGAGCUGGAAACAGCCCUUUCAGAAGAAUGCAACUCAAGUAUGGUUUAUGGAAUCUGUCAGGGACAGUCAGUGCCAGAAGAGUUGCGUGCAGAAGUGUGGAAAGCUUGCCUCGGAGUUAAAGAUUGUACCAAACACAUUAUUUUUGAUGAAAUUUUUGACUUACCAGAACAAAAUACACUCCGGGAAGACUGUCAACAGUUUGUUGACAAGCUUGGCAAUGAAGAUGAGGACAAGGUGUCGGUGUUGUGUGACCUGGAGUCUAUACUAACACAUCAUCGCCGCUCGUUGGGGCCGCUCGCUCACUACACGAGAGGUAAUGGCUGGGUGGAACUGCUUCUGCCGCUCAUUGCGCUCAAGUUACCCAGAGACCAGACCUGCGCACUUUUUCAGGCUGUGGUGAAGAAGUACAUUCCGUGUAACAAGAACAUAUUUCACCUGUUCAGAUUGUUGUUGUUGUACCACGAUCCCCAACUCUGCAACUUCCUGGACACAAGACGAAUAACUCCAGACAAGUAUGCCACACCUUGGUUUCAGUCGCUGUUUGCCGCUACCUGCAGCCUACCUGUGGUCACCGCUAUGUGGGAUCUCUAUUUCCAAAAAGACGAUUGUUUCUUCCUCAUGUUCCUUGGGCUGGUCAUGGUUGUCAAUGCCAGAGAGCAGAUUCUGGAGAUGGGACAGGAAGAGAAGGACAAGAUAGCUGCUGCUGUAGGCACUCUACCUUGCGGACUGGAACCUGAGGAUGUGGAAGACUUUUGUUCUCUGGCACAGUACUACUGCAACAGGACCCCUACUUCUUUUAGAGAGGAGUUGGAGACGAGCCUGUUUGGACUGCCCGAGGGUGAGGGGGAGAGUGACAGUAAGAUAGCCCAGGCUCUGUGUCUACCUGUGUCAGUGGCGGAACUGAUAGAGAACACGUCACUGCUUGAGUUGACUGAGGACACACCUCGUUUCUUUCUUGUCGACUGUCGACCUGCAGACCAAUACAAUGCUGGACACCUCGCCACUGCCUUCCAUCUGGACUGCAACCUGAUGUUACAGGAGCCUGUUGGUUUUGCCACGGCAGUCCAAGGUCUGCUGUCGUGUCAGAGGCAGGCCAUAGCUGCCGGCAGCAACGCGGGCGGUGAGCAUCUGUGCUUCCUGGGCUGUGGACGGCUGGACGACGACCAGUACACUCACAUGGUCGUUGCGUCUUUCCUGCAGAAACAUACACAGUACAUCAGCCUGCUUACAGGCGGAUAUCAGGCCAUACACCAAUACCUGGGGGAGAGGGUGAAUGCUACCCUGGUGGAUCACAACCCCAGCUGCUGUCACGAGUGUUGUGUGUCUAACAGUCUAGAGAUGAGCCACCAGAACGGCAGCACAUCUAGCAGCUCCUCUGAUUUGUUCGGAAAAAUAGGAGCUGCAAUGAAACUAAAGUCGGCCGAAGUGAAGGACAAACUGCUUGAGUACAUAGUGAACCCCAGCGGCGGCAACCCUGCGGCCAGUGACCGCCAUGUGAGCGCCAGUGACAAAUUGGGCAAGAGAUAUCGCAACAUGGCACCGGUGUUCAGCAUUGACGACGAGCUUGACACUCCUGAUAUAGAAACAGAAAACCACGUUCUAGAAGAUAUGGCCACUCUGGAAACUGUUUCGUUGUCCGCAUGGCUCAAGAAACCAGAAGUGGUUGCGUCCUUCAAGUGUCAAGAGGUUAACCUUAGUGGUUACAUGUAUGAGAGUCAUCUACUGGUAACGCCUACUCACGUUUAUGUUCUGAGAGAAACUGCAAAGAAGAAAGAUUCUGCCCAGAUAGUAGUCAAGCGACCUCUCUCUAACAUCGCCAAGAUAACGUGUAAAAAGAAGCAGCCAGACUUGAUAACGUUCAAAUAUGGAAGACAACAGGGGGAUAAUCUAGUUAUCUCUGAUAUGGAUAGGUUUUUGAUACCGCAAGCAGCUCAAGCCACAAGAAUAAUUUCCGACCAAAUCCUGAAAAACUUACAAGACUCAACAAAAGAUGGUGUUAAUACUUAACAGCAGCUUUGGCUUAGGUGUAAAUAAUAAACCCGGUUUUCAUGUACAGCAAUUAAUGGACCAUGUCUAGUCAUAUGCGUUACUGAAUGACUUGAUUUACCGCCAUAAGUCAGUGAAUUUCCUCCAAACAUCCAUUUGUGAAAAUGUUCUUAAAUUUGUACAGUUUGGUUUUACACCCUGGGUGGUUGUAUAACACUUAUAAAGCUGUAUUCUGUAAAUACAACUUGUUUUGAGGACAGUGUGUAUUAAAGUAUUUUUUUAUUUAAUAGAUAAUAUUGCUACUGUUUCAAAUAAAUGCUAUUUACGGGAUUACUAUUUGUAUUACAAGCAUUAAAUUAGUUAGUCGCAAAAUAAGAUUUUUGAUGAGAUUGCCUUAAAGUUUCAAUUUAUUGCAAAGUCUAGUGGCAUCAAUGACAUAAAAAACAUUGUUACAAAUAUUCUGUGGAAUUUGCAACAUAAGUAACCAUUAAAAUAUGUCCACCCUGAGACACCUUUUGUUUUGUGACAUUCAAAAAAUGUUUCAUCAUUAAUGUAAAAUCAAUUGAUUAUAUUAUAUCUGUUGUUAAUAUUACUUAUGUUACAUGUAAAUUUUGUUUUCUAUACAUGUAAAAUUACCUGAGGUCAAUUUUUUAUGUCGAUUUAUUUGUUGGUUGUACAUUAUGACUAUAUUUCCACAGUACAAUGAUGCAAUAAAUUAAAUCACACCCAACUAUGAAUUCAACAUUAUAUUUUAAAGUAGGCCUACUUAUAAACAGUAGUCACCCAUCCUACGAAAUAUAAAUGGUUUUUUAUAAAUUCUGUAUGUUCCAGUUAAAAUAAUCUUCGCAUAAAAACAGUUCUCGUUUACUUUAGUGGCACUUGCGUUUUAAAUCAUGGUUGUUGAUAAGUUUUGAUUAUGAAAUAUUAUUACGUUUUGUUAUAUUAUUAUUUUUUGUUAUAUAUUGUAUGUAGAUUUAUAAACAGAUGUGAUUCUUUGUUGGUUGCUACCCUUUGCUUAUUUCUGGGUGCUAGGUAAAAUCAAACCAGGAUUCCUUACAUCUGUAGUAAAAUUUUUUUCAACUUAAUGAUGCUGAUUAAUUUUAUUCCAAGUGCAAAACAUCAAGCGUCAGUAUAAGUAAAUUGCAUUACAGCACCAAACGAACAAAGAUAGCGAGUUCAGUAUGAUAUUGCAAGCCUUGUUCGUUUUGUGAAAUAUUUGUAUUUGUAUAUUGUAUUCAAUGUAAUUUAUUUAUUUUAAUGUUUUCACAUGUUGAAACCCUUGACAAUGUUGCUCUUGUACCAAAAUCAACCGUUUUUUUUUUCUUAAAUUGGACUACAUUUGUUAAGAAGCAUAUUUUCUCAUAAUUUGAGUCCUAAAAUAAAAAUUGACAUAACAUAAAUUGGUUUGUUAUGAAUACAAUCAUCACUGCAAUACACAAUGUUUCAUUUUCUUCAUACACAUGUUGUAAACUAAAUGCAUGAAAUUAUGUAAAAGUGUCCUUUAGGUAUAAUGGUAUUAUUUAAGGUUAGCCAAUAUUUGUUGGUUUUAAAUUACAUAGCAACAUCCUCAGCAGGUGCGGUUUUUAUUGAAAUAAUAUUUACAUGCAUCAUAUUUUUUAUGGAUUUGAUUAGGAUGCAAAAAAAAUUAAAAGCUUUUUCAACAUGAUCAAAAACUAAAUUUUCCGUGUUUUAUGAAUAGUGCUAGAAAUAUUUCAUUCCUAGUUUUGUGAUAGAUAUUUUUUACUUGAAACGUAAUAAAAUAAACUAUUGUCCUCACUUUGUACUUAUUUGUUGUAUUUAUUGUUUGUGUGAAAUCAAACGAGUAUUUUAUGUCUUUCUUAAUCUAGUUAUGUGUUAAAGUAGGUGUAUCUAGAUUUAUUUAUGCACUUUGCUUAGUUGGAUUUUUAAUACAACAGUUUAUCACAAUUUAUCUAAUAUAGCUGUUGGAUUAUACAAAUUUUAGAUUGUCGCUAUGGUUAGAAUUUUGCAUUUGAAAGGUAACGUCAAAAUCUAGUUUUGAAAUAUUCUACAUUUUAUACCUCGCUAUACCAUAAAGCAUUACAGCACAUAUCUUCUUUGUUUCUGUGUGUUUGUGUAUGUUAUCAUUAACAAAUCAGUAUUUUGGGGAAACAUACAUAUUCUGUUUUUGGACAGUCAAUUAGUUGUCAUUGGAUGACAUGUCUUGGGUUUGGUAACAUUGCUAAAAACAGUUACAGUGAAAGCUCUCUAAAGCCCCCUAUACACGGGCAAACAUGUUCGCGAGCAUGUUCGUGAUGGUUUUGGUGACAAACAUGCUCGCCCGUGCGUGGGGUCUGCAAGCCUUCGUACCGGCGAGCAUGUUGUGCUCAGCUCUUCGGACUGUCACAGCACGAGAGAAGUGAGUACUGUGCAGUGGCGGGAAGCAAGUUCGCGAGCAUGCUCGACCAUCUGUUGGAAACGCCGAGCAUGUUUGCGAGCGUGUCCGCCAACAGGCUCGCGAACAUGCUCGCCUGUGUAUGGCGGCUUAACUUGACAAUUAGUUGACCCAGAGGUUGUUGAGUUUGGGGGGUGUAGAUUUAUCCAGAACUUCAAAAUAUAUAAUGAGUCUUAAUAAAUGAGUAAAUAACAGACUAUUUUUUACAUAUAAAUCUAUUACAUGACUUUUUUUUAUUGAGUUGACAAUCUUUAAAGAAAUGUUAAAUAAUCAACAAUGAAAACUAAUUUAAAAAAAAUUGAUCUUCUGUCUGCAGUUUUUCAGCUGUGCAGGUUACACAUAAGUUACUGUCAUGUUAGUGAGCUUUCACUGUAAUAUAUUUUUCUCUUUUUUACAUGAAAUACAUGUUAUUACUGAGUUUUAAAUAAUUAAAAUAUAUUAAGUUUACAAAAUGUUAAGAGAUAUAUUGUUCUUUUUAAAUGCUUUAUCAUUUAAGAAAAUAUGUUUCAUAAUUAUUAUUGUCAUAGUCAUUAUAUUGUGCCAACUGUACAGUAUAGUUGGAUAGUACGCUAACAUAUCUUUUGCUGCAUUAUAUAAAUCUGCAAAGUUGUUGAAAUAUAUUUCGUCCCCCACAAGCAAUGCAUUAUAUCAUGAGCGUAUUUUAGGGUUAUGGCAACCCAAAAACUUGUGUUCUUUAAAAUCUUUACACAGAAUGAAGUUUUGUUGUUUUUUUUUUUGUUUUGUUGACCUCUCUAUCAUUAAGUAUAAUGUCUCUUGAAGAUAAUCAUUUAAAAUUACACAUUUUCUAGCAGCUAGCCUGCCUUGGUAUUUUAAGCUGCAAACUUCUCUUUUUGAAGUGGCUGUCACUGUGUUGUUUUAUAACAAUUUAUGAGAUCUUUAAUAAAUUUACUUUUAUGAUGAGAAAUUUUGCAAGGCAUUUUUAACAUAAUAGUUUGUAGUCUACUGUUAUGUAUUAAUAUUUUACUCUUACAACACUUUUUUGGGGUAGCCUAAGAAUAUUUCAACAGAGACCAAUUUUUAAUAAUACGUUACUGAACAACUAUACCUCGUUGGUUACCAUGUUUUAAAGAGGGUUAAUUGAUUCCAUGUUAUUUAUCUCUUAGGUUUUACUAACAGAUUUGUAUCCGGUAAUACUUGUUUGCAAUAAAUUUUUAUUAUAAAUCAAAUAGUAACGCCACAGCCACCUCUAAUACAUUAGAGCGUAUUAGAGGUAGCGUAUUAGAGGUGGCUGUGGUAACGCCUAUCAAAGAGCAAAAUUUGCCAUGAAGAGGACUGAACCAAAAUAAGCUUCAUAUUUUACAACAUUGUACAAUAGAAUUUAUCCUACAAUUAAAUAUACUAAGUACUAAAAAGUAAGCAUACUUCAAAAGAAAAAAGAGAAAAUUUUUACUCUGUACUCAAUUUUAUAAACUUUUAGAAUAAAUGUACCUUUUCUUACCUAGUUACAAAGUGAACAAAAAUUAAGUUAGCUAUUUAAACUCUUAACAUGUUAUUUGUUUGUAACUUGAUGUACAGGAAAUUCAAGCAAUUGUAUAAAGGUUAUGUUGAGCCUUACAAAUCACUGUACUGUUUGUUUUUUGUUUCUGUACAGAAGUGCAUAGGCUAGUAUGUAACUGUAAAUUAGCUUAUAUUAAGCAGUUUUAAUUCUGAAAGUUAAAAAUCAAGUAGUUUAAAUGAAUAUUAGUUUUAUACUGUAUUUAUAACUGACCAUGUGAAGAACGUAUGUUACUGGAAAAUAAAUUAAUUUUACGUAA